Messenger RNA from Geodia barretti, 3530 nucleotides. Lineage: Eukaryota; Metazoa; Porifera; Demospongiae; Tetractinellida; Geodiidae. The record is from the annotation of a GenBank genome assembly.
GCACAGUGUACCAGUGACAGAGAGUGCAAACAGGCCCUCAUUCUCUCCUUCAUCUCCUCACAUCCAGCACCAUCCUGGACUCUUGUGGCAUGGGCUCUCUACAUGACUGAGGCGGACGUGGGUGACGGCAGUAGUCUCAGAGCAUUGGAUCACCUGCAGCAGCUGUUCCCCACUGGAAGAUUCCGCUCCAAGCAGAUCUAUAAGCAGGAGAUGAAACGAGGCCACAUUGAGCUGGACCUGGACAAAUUGCUGCUGUUUGGCAAUGCUGGCAGUGGCAAGACGUGCUCCCUCGCUGCACUACUCGGAGUGGACCCUCCCACCAUCCGACGCAGCACUCCUGUGAUGAAAAGACCCAUCGAGGUCAUGUUCGUGGACGUUGACGGCAAAAAACAGUGGAAGAAACGAAUAUUAGACCAACUGCGAGACGUCGUCGCUGAAGUAAUCAAGUCGCGAAUGCCACGGCAACAAUCAGUAGUACAGAGCAGUGGUGGCCCAGCCUCCCCAGACCAGCAGUCUCCCCACACCACAGCCAGCCAGUCAGCUCAGCCAACACCAGAGAAGACGAAUAAUUCAACGUCUAAAAACUUAAAACACAAGGUGAAGAAAGUUUGGGCCAGGAUACGGCAUGGAGCCAGAGAGCGAGAGAGUAGCUCCACGUCUGAAGCAGCCGGGAAGAGUACAGCAUCCUCGGAGGAGAAGCCCAGGACCAGAGAGCGGCAGGUGGCAGAAGGGAGGCUGGAUUCCCUGCUGCUUUCGAGUGCGGUGGACGAGGGGUUUGUACAUCUCAUCAACAGUGCUCCUACCUCCCUGGAGCCCAUCCUGCAACUGAAGCAGUUCCUCAUGCUGGACUCUGGCGGCCAGCCCGAGCUUCUGGAGAUGAUGCCCGUCUUCCUGAGAUGUGCAUCAAAAUUCGUCUACGUCUUGAAGCUCCACGAGUCUCUAGACGAGCGAGCGAUGAUCCGUUACUUCAAAGACGGCAAGCUAGUGUGGGAGUACCCAGCCUACCUGACCAAUGAAGGGACCCUGAGACUGUGCGUGCGGACCAUGAGAUCCCUGAACAACAAGAACCCCGACAUCCCUCCCGCCAAAAUGAUGUUUCUGGCCACCCACCGAGACAUGGUGGCAGACGAGCAGCUGCCCGGAGUGCUGGACACUCUGCACAAGAGGCUGAGGGAGAUCCUCUUGCCUCAGUUCAGGGAGCAGCUCAUCUACUGCGAUACGAAACGGGACGACUUUGUGUUCACACUGAAUGCGGCAAAGCCGGAGAAGGAGGACAGGGAGUGUGCGGAGAGAAUUCGGGAGUGUCUUAGUGAGGUGGGGGAGGGGGGAAGGGAGGUGAAAGUGCCGUUGCGAUGGUACGCUCUGUAUCUGAAGCUGCUGGAGGUGGCAAAUGAACUGGGGAAGAAGGUGCUGCCUCGAGAUAUGUGGCAGAAGGUGGCAGAGUCAAUGGAGAUCGAUGGCGAGUCGUGUGGGGAAGCCCUGAACUUCUUUGACGGUCUGAACAUGCUGUUCUACUUCCCCGACCUCCUGCCCCAGCUGGUAUUCAUGGAGCCACAGAUGUUGCUGGAUAAGGUCUCGGAGCUGGUGGAGGAGACCUACAACAUGAGGCAAGGAAAGAAGGGCCAAGCCGUGCCGGGGGAGAAGCUGAGGUUCCGUGACCACGGCGAAGUGACGGAGAAGUUUCUGGGCAAGUUCGAGAGCCACUACGAGCCACCUCUGUUCACACCCAAGGAGCUGGUGACCCUGCUAAAGGGGUUGCUGGUGUUUGCGGAGAUGUCGGAGGACGUGUACUUCAUGCCGUGUCUGCUGCAAGUGGUGGCGUGGGAGGUGGUGGAGGAACACCGAGUGAGUGGCGGGAAAGCCCUGGCUCUUCACUUCCCCGACAGCGGUCCCCUAAUGGGAACGUUCUGCUCCACUAUAGCUUUCCUCCUGUCCAACGAAAACAGUCACCCCUGCUCCUGGAAAGUGGCUCAGAAGAAGGAAGGAGCUCCGAAAUGCCUCCAUCGCAACGUCAUCAAGUUCACCGUUUCGGACUACGCAGGCACCGUGUCAUUCAUCGAUCACUUCACCCACUUUGAACUCCACAUACGCACCGCAAAGGAACACGAGGCCGAGCUGUGGAAACUGGCACACGACGCAGUUUUUGCAGGUCUCAAGAAAGCCGGGAAGACCAUCGGCUACACAAACAACACUCCAGUCCCAGCCAUCGUAUGCCCCGCCCACCCCCACCCAGCCAAACCCCACCCCGCCUCCGUUAAGAAGGGAGUGUGGACGUGCUCAAUUGACUCUGAAAAGUUUGGAGACAUUGACGAGGACUCUAUUCCAUGGCUGACCCUCUGCACAUCUACCUCUGCUGAGUCAGCCACGUCCGCUCUCUCCUCUUCAUCUUCUGCAGUUCCCCCCACCUCCCAGCCUCCCCUCUCUGUCUCCACAGCUCCUACCUCCUCUGCCACUGCCACCACUACUACCAACACUCCUGUGUCAGCGUGUUCCACAGUGUCCUCCACUACUGCCUCUGUUCCCUCUCUCUCCCUGUCCUCUCCUCCUGCCUCCUCUACCACUACCAACACUCCUAUCAGCCAAUCUGUCUCUACCUCCUCCACUACUGCCAGUGUCUCCACAGUUCCUCAUCCUGUCUCCUCCAGUCCUGUCAUCGAGUGUUCCUCCACCUCCUCCACUACUGCCACAGCUGCUAUUCCUGUCUCCUCCGCUGCUGGCACCACUCCUGUCCACCCACUGAGGGCUCUAAUUGGAACUUAUCAUUGUGCCUACAGCUGCUCAGUCAGCCACACCCUCUCCUUUCCCUUCAUCUUAUGCAGUUUCCCCCACCUCCCAGCCUCCCCUCUCUGUCUCCACAGCUCCUGCCUCCUCUACCACUGCCACCACUACUACCAACACUCCUGUGUCAGAGUGUUCCACAGUCUCCUCCGCUACUGCCUCUGUUCCCUCUCUCUCCCUGUCCUCUCCUCCUGUCUCCUCUACCAACACUCCUGCAAUUCAUGAGAAGAAGAAAGAAGACGAUGUGGUCAGUGAUCGGGACCUUGCAGUAAUUGCCAGGGACCGCCUCACUGAUUGGGAGAACCUCCAGCCAUUCCUGGGACUCAGCAGAGUUCAGAAGAAGGAGAUCACCAACUCUUACCCGAGAGACUACGGGAAACAGAAGAGGGAGUGUCUGGAGGUGUGGAAGGAGGAGAGGGGGAGAGGGGCCACGUACCGAGCCCUCAUCUCGGCCGCAGAGGAAGCGAGGGACCAGCAGUUGGCGGACAACAUCAGAGACAUGUUAGAGAAGACGUGAACAUAAUACCACCAACCACCACUGUCUGUUGCUACCACCUACUGUCUGUUUUCUCCUUACCAUCCAGCAUUCACUGCACACAACACAAACGCUCCACCAAAUAUACAACACAAGGCUCCACUCCAUUCCAUUCUCAUCACCAAUGCGCUUCCUCUGUUCAAUUAUUCAGUAACUUGCUACCGCAUGCGCGUUAAUUGGCUAGCGGGAGCGAGCCAACCUAGUGGUACGAACGGCG